Aspergillus candidus is the source of this 1623-nucleotide messenger RNA. It is a transcript of the gene capA, whose product is annotated as adenylate cyclase-binding protein. Bases 1 to 1623 code for a protein of 540 amino acids. Gene Ontology annotation, molecular function: adenylate cyclase binding; actin binding. The transcript has 4 exons. Gene Ontology annotation, cellular component: cytoplasm. Gene Ontology annotation, biological process: cytoskeleton organization; regulation of adenylate cyclase activity. NCBI's taxonomy places the organism in Eukaryota, Fungi, Ascomycota, Eurotiomycetes, Eurotiales, Aspergillaceae. The record is from RefSeq and is a predicted model, not a curated record.
AUGGCGACCGGCGGCCAUAUGCAUAAUUUAACCACCCUCAUUAAGCGGCUGGAGGCCGCAACCUCCCGUCUGGAGGAUAUGGCCUUGGGGCUGGACGAUCCCACAUCGCCCAAGACCAUCGCUGCCCAAGCCGCGCCGCAAUCCCUCCCCACCCAGCAUACACCGCCGCCCCCUCCGCCGCCCGCUCCUCUCCCCGCCGCCCCUGCUGAGCCCGCCACUGCCGCGGUCCCUCCCCAGAUCCAGGACUUCGACGCAUUGAUCCACGAUGAGGUCGGGAACUACGUCGCGCUGGGAGAAAAGAUUGGGGGCUUGGUGGAGGAACAGUCCAAAGCCGUGUUGCGCGCUUUCCAGGCCGAACGGACGUACCUCUUCUUUGCGACCAAGGCCAAGAAGCCCACCGUGCAGCCCACGGAGCUCAUGACGGAGCUCCACAAUGCCUCCGACGCCAUCAACAAUGUCCGCGAGUCCAACCGGGCAUCGCCCCUUUUCGACCAUCUGAGCGCCGUCUCCGAAGGCAUUGUGGGCCUGGGUUGGUUCUUCGAAUACAAGCCCGCCGACUUCGUCAGCGAGAUCGUCGGUGCCAUCCAAUACUACGGAAACAAAGUCCUGAAGGAAUACAAGGAGAAGGACCGCACCCAUGUGCAAUAUAUUCAAGCUUACUACCAGAUCUUCAAGUCGCUCGCCGCUUACCUGCGCAAGCACUACCCCCAGGGUCUGACGUGGAAUGACCAGAACGGGUUGGACACACAGGAUGCUUUGCGUGAGGUGAAGGCAGCCGGUACCGGCGCUGGCGCUGGCGGCGCGGCCCCGCCGCCUCCUCCCCCUCCUCCCGUCCCGCAGCUGAACGUGCCCGCCGGAGGCGCUCCGCCACCACCCCCUCCCCCGGGCGUCCCCCCGCCGCCCGCCGCCUCUUCGGGGCCGGACAUGGCCGCCGUGUUCGACCAGCUGAACCAGGGAGACGCCGUCACGGCGGGUCUCCGCAAGGUCGACAAGUCGCAGAUGACACACAAGAACCCCAACCUGCGCGCGAGCUCGCUGGUGCCCGCGUCGGAGGCGUCAAGCAGCGCGGCCCGCUCGCGCUCCCCGGCGCCCGACAAGAAGCCCAAGCCGCAGAGCAUGCGCGGCCGCAAGCCGCCCCGCAAGGACCUCGAGGGCACCAAGUGGCUCGUGGAGAAUUUCGACGGGCCCCUCUCGCCCGGCGAGAUCGUCGAGAUCCCCGCGCAGCAGAACCACUCCAUCCUCAUCUCGCGCUGCAACAACAUCAUCAUCAAGGUCUCCAGCAAGGCCAACGCCAUCUCCAUCGACAACUGCACGGGGCUCUCCCUCAUCGUGGACUCCCUCGUCAGCAGCCUCGACAUCAUCAAGUGCCCCAAGUUCGCGCUCCAGAUCGACGGCGUUGUCCCCACCCUUUUGCUCGACCAGGUCGACGGCGCCGUCGUCUACCUCGGCCACCAGAGCCUGAACACAGAGGUCUUCUCUAGCAAAUGCUCCGCUAUCAACGUCAUGCUCCCUCCCAAGGAGGGCACCGACGACGACACCAAGGAGUGUCCGCUCCCGGAACAGAUCAAGACCUACGUCAAGGACGGCGUUCUCGUCAGCGAGAUCGUCGAACACGCUGGCUGA